AUGGAAGACGUCUCGUAUGAUAAUAUUUCAGAAUAUAUUAAUACAGAAAGUGUUACUUCAGUUAUCAAAGAAGAACUGAAGGAUUUUGAUAAGCAAAUGCAGGACUACCAACUUUCGUAUAAACUGUUACUUAAUACUGAAGAAGAAGAAUUUUUUGACAAUUAUGAUCUAUUAGAAAAAGAGUCUUCUGAUUUUAAAGACUUCAAUAGGAAAUAUGGUCCAUUUUUUCCUAAUUUUACAUCAUCGAUGCUCUUUAUCUGGAUUACCAAACAUAUAAUAUCAAUCUCUGCAUAUAAAGAUCUCUUUAAGAUUCUCACUCAUCUUGAAUAUCGAAAAGAGGAUCUUAUUGCAAAUAUUCGCCAGAUUUGUAAAUAG
This is a messenger RNA of Funneliformis mosseae, 375 nucleotides long. Lineage: Eukaryota; Fungi; Glomeromycota; Glomeromycetes; Glomerales; Glomeraceae. The record is from the annotation of a GenBank genome assembly.